UCACAGUAACAUCAUUGCAGCAGCAUGGAAAAAGCUACACCCAAAGUCCAUUAAUAAAUCGUGCUGUGGAACAACACAAGCAAAGUGAAUGGAUGGAAAAUGGUGUUUGAGAAGGAGAUGCAGUUUUUUACGCGUUGAGAGUUACGACUUGUUGUGGAAUGAGUUAACCUACUUUUUCAGUGUUAUUUGUUAUGGACUGAAACACAACUCACACAGAAACCAGAAAGAGAGCUGCUGGUUGACGAUGAGCUCAUCAUAAGGAAAGAGGAACACAUUCUCGUUACAUCGAAAAACAACGCAGAACAAUCGAUUUUUAUUUUGUGCGUUGUAGAAAAUGUUAAAUUUUGUGCUUGGUCAAUGUUUCGCGUAGAAAGAACAUAUCAAAAUCGCAGAUGAAUUUCAAAACGAGGACUAAGAACUGAGUUUUGUGAGGGGAAACGGGCAGGAAGUGUUUUUCGAUAAGACGACGGGUAAUAAAGUAAAAUAGGAAAAUUUGUUGGAGGAAAUUAGUGAAAGAUGAGCGCUGCACCGUACAACGAUUUCGAAGACUCGUACACAAUUGUGAGCAGUACGUCCUUACCCAGAAGGGGAGGGGGAGAUGGCAGUCAAGAAAUCGAGGAGAUAAGUUCCCUUCACUCGAUAAUCCUGGAUAAUAGUGGAAAGAGCUGCAAGGAUUUUCGAAUGCAAGAAUGGAUCCACUUGAUUGUGUCUAUACUUACAAAUUGCGGAUAUUUGGCAUUUGUUGGAUUUUUAAUGUACAAAUACAUGGGAAAUUCUGACCAUUAUGUAUUUUCUACAUUAAUCAUUAUUAAGCUAGUUUUCUCAACUUAUUUCGUCCUCCAUGGGAUCGUACGCGAGCAACCGUUUCAAAUAAUAAUGCAGUUGCUUACCUUACUCAGUCUUUUUUCGCUUGAUUUAAUUUAUUAUUUAAGUGAUAUCUCAAACCCUCCAGACAACAGUGACUUGGAUCAAGUUGGUCUAGAAUUGAUGUUGUUUUAUCUCCGUUCUAUCCUUUGUCUCCUAAACUUGCUGACUGGAUCCAUGGUCGCAUGGAAGUACUGGACAAUUGAACAAUCGAUAUUCAAGAUAGUUGGGACCGACACUAGGAAUGUGAUGAUCUUCCGAAAUCUGUUUUUUGGAUUCAGUUUAAUGAUUUUCGAUAUGGAGACAAGCUUGGUUUCACUAAUGCUAUUUUUAAGAAAUGGGUUGACUUCAAUUGUUCUUCACGAAGUUGUCGUUUUGUCAUCCGGAGCAAUAUUUCUCCUAAUCUGGAUUAUAUUGGGUUACAAGUCGAUGAGAUCCGAGAGUCGAGUUUUGACAUGGACAUUCAUUAUAGCAAGUUCCAUUCAGCCAGCUUAUUUGAUCACACUAUUCAUCCGGAAUAUAAAAUGGUCGGGAAGUAGCCAACCAGUACUCACAACGACAAGUCAUUACAUGUCACUUGUUGCGUUAACUGUCCAUCUAAGCGUGGUUGCUGCAGUAGUUGUCGCGUCGCAUUACUAUGGCACGGGACAUGGGUCAUGCUUAGUUGACGGGGUUCAUGUAUCUGUUAAAAAUAGUGCAGAAUAUGAAGAGCUGAGACGCAUUUUAUUUUACCCCAUAAAUCCACGAGGUUCUCAUCGCAAUGACCCAUGUUCAUCUCGAACCAUAUUAUUGAACGCAGAAGAAGUAUACUAAAUGAGUUUACAUGUACAAAUAGAUGGAGUCAACAAACACAUUUAUUACCAAUUGACACACACACACACAUGUUCAUAUAUAUAUAUAUUAGUCAUUCAAAUGUGGUAUUGUGAUGUGUUAUGUUAUUACAAACCCCCUGACAGUACACAAAAUGUGAUAGAAAUGCAAUAGUUUUAGAAAAUAUAAUUUUUAACGCAAUUAUCCGAUUUUAAUUACCCGAUAAACAUAUGCUUCUACCUGACUUUUGAAGAAUCUCUAAUUUGAUGCUUCAAUUCUUUAAUAGCGCAGCUUGUGGCUAUAUUAUUCAUGCUAUGCUGCCUACUUUUAUUUAUACGUGUGGAUUAUGACGUGUUUAUUAUGUACGUAUUUAUUAGUUUCACUUCCUUUAACCUGCUAUGUACUGUCUUUCAUUUUUUUUUAAAAAACAGACUCGAAUUAUUUAAUAAUAAAUCAUGAUGGUAGCCUUAUUUGGUUGCAUUGAAUUUGAA
Molecule: messenger RNA, 2165 nt
Organism: Folsomia candida
Lineage: Eukaryota; Metazoa; Arthropoda; Collembola; Entomobryomorpha; Isotomidae
Exons: 7
Coding region: 517-1677 (386 amino acids)
Source: RefSeq, a predicted model, not a curated record